Molecule: messenger RNA, 2969 nt
Organism: Pelobates fuscus (common spadefoot toad)
Lineage: Eukaryota; Metazoa; Chordata; Amphibia; Anura; Pelobatidae
Gene: SLC44A3
Product: solute carrier family 44 member 3
Exons: 16
Coding region: 216-2237 (673 amino acids)
Biological process (GO): transmembrane transport
Molecular function (GO): transmembrane transporter activity
Source: RefSeq, a predicted model, not a curated record
UGCGCGUGCCAGGAAUCAGCCAGCCCGUGACAGGACUCUCUCACCUGAGGAGCGAAACGGCCACCAACCGCCCUGACCGGGACCCACUCACCGCCCGCCCCAACGGCGGACACCGCCCACACCUGCAGCCAACUCACUGACACCGGAAACUUCCCGGAGUAACCGAGCACUAACCGGACACCGAGCCUGGGACUCAGCCCCCACCGAGAGCCGCCAUGCCCUGCUGUGGGGAGUAUCAGGUGUCUGAAAUACAAAGGCAAUGGAGACCACUGAUAUACCGGAGGUGUACAGAUAUUGCAUGGUUGGUUGUAUUUUUCAUCUUCUGGUGUGGUUUGAUGUUUAUAAAUGGAUAUGCUUUAACAGCGGGAGCUGCAGAGAGAUUAGUUUUUGGUUACGAUAGCUAUGGCAACAUAUGUGGCAGAAAAAACCAUCCGAUACCUACUGCUCGAUAUUCUGGACAAGACAUGACUAACAGAAAGUAUGUUUUCUUUUUGGAUUCCUGCAAUCUGGAGAUCAGAAAUCUGAAAAUUAAUUCCAUUGCUUUGUGCGUAUCAAGUUGUCCUCAAGAACCGCUUAAAUCAUUAGAAGACCUACAGUUAUUUGCAAAGAACAAUGGUUCAUAUCUCUGUAAUUACAGACUGAACUUUACAGAAUACACAAGGCAUCCACUGGCUUCUAAAUGGUGUCCUGUGCUUCCAGUCCCAUCAAGCAAAUCCAUUCCACUGUUUAAUCGAUGUGUUCCUCAGAGUCCUGACUGUUACUCCCGCUUUGCUUCUGUUCUAAUAAAUGUGGUUAAUGAAGUAGACUUUUUUCAUCGGAUUCUCAGUGGAAUUAUGGCCGGCAGAGAAAAUGUAAUAGGACUAAGCAUUCUUGCAGUAGCUUUAUCGAUAUUGAUGGUUUUAGCAUUUCGAUAUAUCAGCGCUCUACUCGUUCACAUGUUUGUUACCCUGGUUGUUUUUGGACUUCUAUUUGUGUCUGGAAUCCUUUGGUGGCUAUAUUAUGAUCAUAAGAAUGAUCCAAGUUACCUACUUGAAACUGGAAAGGAGAAUGCAAGGUUAUUACUUGUAUUUUCAAUAGUUUCUACAAUCAUAACCGUCAUUCUACUGAGUUUAAUAUUUAUACUAAAGAAACGGAUCAGUAUGACCAUACAGCUCUUUGAAGUUGCAAGCAAAUUUAUUAGCUGUGUUCCACUCCUCAUUCUGCAGCCACUUUGGACAUUCAUCAUCCUUAUGUUCUACUGGGUGUUUUGGGUGGCAGUGCUCCUUGGUUUGGGGACUUCAGGUAGUGCCCGUGUCUUAUUUGAGGGAGAAGUGGAAUACAAAGCACUUUCUGGGAUUCGGUAUAUGUGGUGGUACCAUUUAAUUGGUCUUAUAUGGACAAGUGAAUUUUUUCUUGCCUGUCAGCAAAUGGUUAUUGCUGGAGUGACUGUUACUUGGUAUUUACAGAGAGAUAAAAAGAAUGUUCGGCACCCAAUACUGUCAUCUAUGUCUCUUCUGGUGUGGUAUUAUCUUGGGACAGCGAUUGCAGGAUCCUUCUUGCUAACUCUUCUGAGAAUACCCAGAAUGAUUUUGUUAUAUAUCUCUCAAUUGCUAAAGCAAAGGGACAAUGCGUGUGCCAAGUGUACGUCCCGAUGCUGUUCCUGUGGUUUUUGGUGCCUUGAAAAGUGGCUGAGAUGUUUAAAUCAGAAUGCGUAUGCUGCAACAAUAAUAAAUGGAACACCAUUCUGUGCCUCUGCAAAGGAUAGCUACAACCUCAUGAUCAAAAAUCCCCCCUUUGUAUCAUACCUGAACUGUGCUGGGGUAUUCAUGAUUUUCCUCGGAAAGGUAUUUGUAGUGUGUUUUACGGUGUUUGGAGGACUUAUGGCAUUCAACUAUCACCGUGAACUACAUGUUUGGGUUGUACCUCUGCUGUUGGUUGCCUUUUUUGCUUAUUUGGUUGCCCACAGUUUUCUGUCACUGUUCGAAACAGUUGUGCACAGUUUGUUUCUGUGUUAUGCAGUGGACAUCGAGACCAAUGAUGGAACUCCUGAAAGACCAUACUUUAUGGAACAAGAUCUAAUGCACGAGACUCUUAAUGCUGCUUAUCAGGGAGGAGACAUGGCCUCCAUAGUUGAUUCAAUCCAAUGCUCCUCAGAGGCAUUAAUUCACCGAAGUACCAGUGUACCUGAAAAACUGAACAUACCAACACAGAAUGGUGAUGAAGGUACAGAACUACAGCCAAUAGCCAGAGCAGAAUGAUCAUCCUUUUUUACAAAUGGAGCUUCCUGUCUGCUGAUAAACUACAGCUCUGCAAAUGUACAGUUAAGAGACAAGAGACUGGCUCGUUUGGAAGACUUAAUGACUGGUUGCAUCACAAAGCUUCCCUGCAGUACAAGAGCUUAGGAAUUUGUUUCCAACACUAUAUGCUGUGUGACUACGGGCAUGCACAAAGUACAACCCUACAGUUUACUUCUUUAUAAUGAAAUCUGUUGCCAAAGUUCCCAGAAGGAUUUCUACAACGUUUGCUGCACAGUGCAAGAACAUAAUGCAUUGCGUUUGUAUCCAGUGGUAACACAGACUGACAUGGUGCUUUGCACAGCCUACCAUAAUGACUUUUUUUGGUUUUUUUUUUUUUUUUUAAAGCCAUUCCUUUUGCAUGGAUGCCAAUUCAAACUUGAAGUUGAGGAUGAGAGAUACUCUCCAAUGUGUUUUUUUUUUUUUGUUUUUUUUACUACUCCCACCUUUGUUUGCAUUAUAUAGACAACUUUUACUCUUCAGGCUUUCUCAACUCUGAUCCUUCAGGCUAAUCCCUACAAAAGAAGAACUGCAACUGUACACUUCUGUAGUAUGUCUCAUAAAUUACAAAAAACAAAACACAUUUUAGUAAUUUAAAAGUAAAAUUCAGCUUCACUUUUAAACUAUUUAAAGGGACACUCCAGGCACCCAGACCACUUCUGCCCAUUGGAGUGGUGUGGGUGCCAACUCCCACUA